GCGAGGUUUCUCAUUUGUUUACUGUACGAACUGAGUGUAUCUUGAUUGAAGACCAACAGGUGGUGGGGGAAAAACAUAAAAUCGUGAUGUGAUGGCAAGGUGUUCGUUGAGCAUGGAAGACAUAGCUCUAUGCAGCUCUGCAUUUGAGGACUUUAUUCAAGAAUCACAUUGUGGAGAUGUGGUUAACAUUCUUUUUGAAGAGGACAAGAACCAACACUAUAGUCUCACUGUAGAUGCAACAAACUUACUUGAUGUAAAUAUGCAUGUAGCCCUCAAGCUCCUAAGCCACACUGAAAGCCUUUUGCCACCAUUCAAUCAAGCAGUUCAAAAAGUCAUGAAUUCAAUAUACAAGACUCACCCAGAUCAUGACCUGAUGAUACAGAAGUCAAAUGUUCACACACGAAUCUCUAAUCUCCCAGAUUGUCCUGAGUACAGUCGAGUCACCGUUCCUCGAUCUGCAGACGUUGGAUAUUUCUUAAGUAUAACUGGAACUGUCAUUCGGACGUCGUCUGUCAAAAUACUUGAAUAUGAGCGAGACUUUGUCUGUGGAAAAUGUCACAAAGUGUUUCAAGUUCAAGCAACCUUUGAACAGGCAUACACCAUUCCCAAGCCAAGCCAUUGUCCUGAUACAACUUGUAAUUCAUUGAAGGUUGGUGCCUUGCCGGAGUCUACCUCUCCACGGUGCCGGGACUACCAGGAAAUAAAGCUUCAAGAGCAAGUACAGCGCUUGUCAAUGGGUACGAUUCCUCGUGCUAUGUGGGUUGUGUUGGAAGAUGAUCUGGUUGAUAGCUGUAAGGCUGGAGAUGAAGUGACAUUAACGGGUGUUGUUUGCAGACGGUGGCAGACACUGGGAAUGGACACACGGUGUGACAUUGAUAUAGCAUUGAGAGCCAAUCAUGUUACAGUGCACAACGAGCAGAGAUCAUCUGUGUUUGUCACCAGUAACUUGAAACGAGAAUUUGAUGAAUUCUGGGACAAAUACAAAACCUGUCCACUCACCGCCAGAAAUCUGAUUGUUGCAUCAUUUUGUCCUCAAGUGUUUGGUCUUUAUAUUGUAAAAUUAGCUGUUACACUCGUUCUCAUAGGAGGUGUUCAAAGAAGCGACAGCUCGGGCACCAAGACUCGCGGUGAAUCUCAUCUAUUGUUGAUCGGGGAUCCUGGAACAGGAAAGUCUCAAUUUUUGAAGUAUGCAUCUAAGCUAAUGCCUCGGUCCGUUCUAACAACCGGCAUUGGUACAACUGGUGCCGGUCUCACUGUUACUGCAGUUAAAGAUUCAGGAGAAUGGCAGUUGGAAGCUGGUGCUCUAGUUCUGGCCGAUGGAGGCAUCUGUUGUAUAGAUGAGUUCAAUAGCAUUCAAGAACGCGACAGGGCAAGCAUUCAUGAGGCAAUGGAACAGCAGACCAUCAGCGUGGCCAAAGCUGGUCUCGUUUGCAAACUGAACAGUCGUUGCACAGUUGUGGCGGCUACUAAUCCCAAGGGAAAGUAUGAUCCAAACGAGAGCGUGUCUGUAAAUAUUGCUCUUGCUAGUCCACUUCUUAGUAGGUUUGAUUUGGUGCUGGUUUUGUUGGAUGCUAAAAACAAUGAAUGGGACCAAGUGGUCUCCGACUACAUCUUGGCUGGUAAAUCUUCGCUUGAAAUGGCUCAGAGUGAGGCAGGUAGUGACCCUAGUCAGCCUUCUCUUUGGUCAAUGGAGCAGCUGCAAUUGUAUCUUUGCUAUGUGAAAAGUAUCAAACCCGUGAUGACACCGGAAGCAAACAGAGUUCUUUCUCGGUAUUAUCAGAAGCAACGACAGGCAGACAUUCGUAAUGCAGCACGAACAACAAUCCGACUUCUAGAGAGCAUGGUUCGACUGAGCCAAGCACAUGCACGUUUGAUGUUUCGUUCGAGUGUGACAAUACAAGAUGCACUCUUCAGCGUCACAGUAAUGGAGAGCUCCAUGCAAGGCGCUGCUCUGCUAGGAGGAGUCAAUGCACUGCAUACCAAAUUUCCUGAUAAUCCAGAGGAGGAGUAUAAGCGACAGGCUAUGCUCAUUCUGUCGCAGUUGGCACUUCAUGAUUUGGUUGAUGCUGCGAUGAAUUGUUGUUCACAGAAUUUUGAAGCUUGUCACGUGACUCAACCAUCAUCUUGCAUUAAUGACAAGAUGGCACAAUCUUCCAACACUCAUUUACAUGUCUCUAAUAGCGACAUUCCAGGAGAGCCUAUUGGUGUGUCCCAGUCUCCAGUCGCUCAAGUUGUGUCUGCUGAAGUGGAAGCAGUAGACGUGCGCUAUGACAUCCAAUCGAGUCAGAAACAGUUACAUAGACAUAAACAACCUGCUGUGCAGAGCACACUGUCUGACUGUAGGUUGCAUAUGCCACAUACUUCUGGUUCCGUGCAUCGUCCCCAGGAAGAGAUUCUUUGCACAGAAAUUGGUGCACAUACAACAAGAACUGCAGCGAAGAAAGAUUUCUCUGCUGUGUUUAUUACAGAUGACUUGGAAUCAGAUGACGAUACUAAUUCUGACUGGUUGUUGGAACCACCAAGUAAAGUGGUGCAUCUGUAGUAAGUAGUCGGGACAACAUGAUACAGUUUUUCUGUUACAGUAUCCUGUUUUAAUAGUUUAUGGUGUAUCAGGUUAUUUGUAUACUGCAGGCAAACUACCUGUCUGCAGCAAUGACUUGUUCUCACCAAGUUUAUAUCAUUAUGUACACUCAUUGAUACUACAGAAGUGGUCGUUUCUAUGUACUGAACAAUUGA
Molecule: messenger RNA, 2736 nt
Organism: Corticium candelabrum
Lineage: Eukaryota; Metazoa; Porifera; Homoscleromorpha; Homosclerophorida; Plakinidae
Product: DNA helicase MCM9-like
Exons: 2
Coding region: 92-2542 (816 amino acids)
Biological process (GO): DNA replication; double-strand break repair via homologous recombination
Cellular component (GO): nucleus; MCM complex
Molecular function (GO): single-stranded DNA binding; single-stranded DNA helicase activity; ATP binding
Source: RefSeq, a predicted model, not a curated record